GGCGCACUAUUCAAAGGAGGUCACCAAUCCAUAUAAGUACAUACUAUAAUUUACUUUGUGUGAACUGUUUCUACUUUUGAAAGUUACAAGGAAUAAUGGAUUACAGUAGAAAACUGCACAAUGGUUUUUCAAAGAAGUGAUUAGACAUUUAUGAAAGAGUUACUAAGAUAAUGUCAAUGUCACUGUAUGAUGAUGUUAUGGAAGUUGAUCUCACACUGAGUGACAAUGAUGACACCGAUGAUGAUGAUAGAGUAGUUGAAAUCAAUACAGUACAUGAUAGUGAUGAGACAAUAUACGACAGCGACAGUGGGGAUGAUGCUGUCUUGGUGGAUGCUCGAUCUCAGUCUUCAUCAAGACUUCAACCAAAUAGAGUACCGGAGCAACAGCAAAAUGAAGACAGCGAUGAGACGAUUUCCUUAUUUGGUGAUGAUGAUGAUACUGGGGAUGAUGAAGUUCUGGAAGUCCCAGGGACAGCCUCUCAAAAUACUGUCCAGUCUAACCAAGUGGAACGUGCUAGCCCAAUUCCUCCAUCAGUUUCACAGUCUGUAAUCACUGAGAACAACCCGUCACAAUCGCAAGAUGAAAGCCAAUCAGUUUUACAGGAGACAGAAAGACCAAGUACCAGCACUCAAUCGGUAAACAGAAGAGAAUCACAUGAGCAUUUCUCAUAUCAUUUACAAAUUGGUAAUACUUAUCCGGAAUUCCAAAGUCCCUUGAUGGUCUCUGUUGGCAACAGAUCUGCCAAUACUAGUCUUCAGAUGCCUGUGGUGAAUCCAUCUGCCAAUGCCAGUUUUCAAACAUCAGGACAGAACAGAACUGUCUCUACUACCAAUAGUAUUCAAGUGCCUGUAGCCUUUCAACUCGCUAAUACCAGUUUGGCUGCCGUAAAUCCAUCUACCAGUGUUCGUGUGCCAGUUGUGAUCCCAUCUGCUGGUGUUGGUGUGCCAGGACUCGACCCAUCAGCCAGUGUGCUAAGAGUGAACCCAUCGACCAGUGUUAAUUUGCCCAGAGGAAACUCAUCUGCCAGCGUUAAUUUGCCCAGAGGAAACUCAUCUGCCAGCAUUACGUUGCCAGGAGGGAACUCAUUUCCCAGUGUUAGUAUGCCAGGAGUGAAUCCAUCUGCUGCAAUCACAUUGCCAGGAGAGAACCCAUCUACCAGUUUUAGUUUGCCUAGAGUAAACCCAUCUGCCAGUGUCAGCAUGCCAGGAGUGAAUCCAUCUGCCAGUGUCGGUGUGCUUGGAGUAAACCCAUCUGCUAGAAUUACUGUGCCAGGACUGAACCCAUUUUCAAAUGUUACUUUGCCAGGAGUGAACCCAUCUGCUGGUGUUAGUUGGGCAGCAGUGAAUCCAUAUUCCAGUGUCAGUUUGCCAGGAGCAAACAUAUCUGCCAGUAUUAGUUUUCCAGGAGUGAAUCCGUCUCGAAUUGUUACUUUGCCAGGAUUGAAUCCUUCUCCAAUUGCUACUUUGCCAGGAGUGAAUCCUUCUCCAAUUGCUACUUUGCCAGGAGUGAAUUCCUUGUCUAGUGUUACUUUGGCAGGAGUGAAUCCUUCUCCAAUUGCUACUUCGGCAGGAGUGAAUCCUUCUCCAAUUGCUACUUUGGCAGGAGUGAAUCCUUCUCCAAUUGCUACUUUGGCAGGAGUGAAUCCUUCUCCAAUUGCUACUUUGCCAGGAGUGAAUUCCUUGUCUAGUGUUACUUUGGCAGGAGUGAAUCCUUCUCCAAGUGUUACUUUGUCAAGAGUGAAUCCUUCUCCAAGUUUUACUUUGCCAGGAGUAAAUCCUUCUCCAAUUGUUACUUUGCCAGGAGUGAAUUCCAUGUCUAGUGUUACUUUGGCAGGAGUGAAUCCUUCUCCAAGUGUUACUUUGUCAAGAGUGAAUUCUUCUCCAAGUUUUACUUUGCCAGGAGUGAAUCCUUCUCCAAUUGUUACUUUGCCAGGAGUGAAUUCCUUGUCUAGUGUUACUUUGGCAGGAGUGAAUCCUUCUCCAAGUGUUACUUUGUCAGGAGUGAAUCUUUCUCCAAGUUUUACUUUGCCAGGAGUGAAUCCUUCUCCAAUUGCUACUUUGCCAUUAGUUAAUACUACAUCUGCGGUUACAUUGCCAGGAGUGAAUCCUUCUCCCCAUGUUACUUUGCCAGAAGUGAACCCACCUGGCAAUGCCAGUUCACAGGCACAGACAGAAAACCAGUCUGCCAACUCUAAUAUCAGUCUUCUACAAACAUCAUUCCAGUCACCAAGUGAUUUCAAACAAGUGAAUUCAUCAAAGAAGGUUUUAUCUCCUGAAAGGGACGAUGAAGCAGAGUGCUGCCCCAUAUGUUUUGAAAACUGGACCAAUUCAGGAGCUCAUCGUCUAGCUUCCUUAAAAUGUGGACACCUUUUUGGACAAAGCUGUAUUAUGAAGUGGUUGAAAGGUCGGGGUGGAAAAUGUCCACAGUGCAAUGCAAAAUCAAAAAAAUCUGAAAUCAGAGUGAUCUAUGCUAAAGCAGUGAGAACAAUGGACACAGCAGAAAGAGACAGGGCGUUGAAGGAUUUGGAGAUGGAAAAAGAAGUGAGACGGAAAUCUGAACUUGAAGCAGCACAGCUAAAGAUGCAGUAUCAGUUAGCUAUGGACGAAUGCAAUAGACUGAAAGCACAGUUACAUUCACAGGACAGAGUGGGAAUGGCGGGUCCAUCUACGUACACUGGUGCAUCAUGUAGUGGUAUUAGUAGCAGCAGUCAGCCAUCACAUAAGGGAGGAGCCUAUAAAUUGGAUAAAACUAUACACAUAUCUCCAAAUGGUGGUUGUCGUGUUAUGGCUUAUAACCCUACCCAGUAUGCACUUGUCCUUUCUAUGCCGUCUCCAAAUCAGCUGUUUCCAGGUCAUGGCAUCAAAAAGCUGAGUAUGAUGGAUAUGAAAAGUAACCAGUAUGUGACAAUUCAUAGCAAAAUGUUGAGAGAUUGCUGUUUUAAUAAUCGCCAAGAUGGUUUGUUACUUACUGCUUCUGUGGAUAAAACUAUUAAGAUUACAAGUCUUCUUAGCAAUACAGUUGUACAAACAUAUGCCUGUCAAGUACCUGUAUGGAGUUGUGCAUGGAACUUGGAUGAUACAAACUAUGUAUACGCUGGCUUGCAGAACGGGAGCAUAGUCAUGUAUGACACAAGAAAUACUUUAACACAAGUAGCUCAGUUUAACAGAGAUGGUUCUCGAUGUCCAAUUGUGUCUUUACAAUACGUUGAGAAUGACAUCAACUCAUCAUUCAAGGCGUGUGGUUUGCUGACAGGCUCGUUGGAAGGUGUUCAAUUCUGGGAGAAGAAAGCUGCAGCUGAAUAUAAACCCCAUAUCCUGCCACUGGAAGGUAGUUGUACGUAUGUUUCAUUUGAACGCACAACCAGACACUGUAUGGCAUCAUUCAGGCCAAAUAAAAACCAUCCAUUCAUCAAACAUCUGAUGUGCGAGUUACAAAGUAGGAGUGGUGAUUGUAUCAGCUCGUCAACGUGUUCCUCUAAUACAGUACAGACAUUCUACGGGGGCUCCACUAUGAAAUUACUGACACGGUCAAGACUGUUUGCCAGUCCUCUUGGGAGUGGUCAGGUGUUGGCAUGUGCAGGGGAUGAGUCAAGUUUAUCUGCACAUAUAUGGAAUGGAAGUAAUGGUAAUCUUCAACAGAAACUGCCUGCCAACUCACCAAUACUCGAUGCAUGUCCAUUUGUACUUGACGGUCAACAUAUGUUAGCAAUAAUGACAGAGAAAUUAGUAAAAAUUCAUCGCUGGACAUAAUUCAAACAUCUCUUAGGACAUCCUUACACAUCUGUACCUCCCAGACAAUGUAUCAUGAAUUGAUUGGAAGUAUAAAAAUAGACUAACCAAUCAGCUGUCAUUGUGAAGUACUCGGCCAAAUGCUUUUUAUACAUUUUUUUUUACAUAUACAUAUUUUAAAUAAUCAACCAUUGAUCAAUUCUUAAAUUCUCUUCAUUUUCAGUGUACAGAGUAUAUACCUGCCAUUUAUGCAUUAUUACACAUUUUCUUAAAUGUUCAAUAAGCCGUCUAUUCUUCCGUAUAUAUGAAUGUAUUAAAGUUGUCACACCACAUUGCGUUCGAUAUUGGACCUAUAGCAACGUAUGCAAUGCACGUAAAAUAAAAUGUUUGUUUACAUGAAAAUUGAACACUUGCCGUGUGACGACUGUAUUGCUUUAAGUAGUUUAGUUUGUAAAUCAUGUAUAUGUAUAUGUAAUUGACUUUUAUUUUUUGUGUGUAAGUAUAUAGAGUAGAAUAAAAAAAAUCUUUUCUUAAA
This is a messenger RNA of Saccoglossus kowalevskii, 4263 nucleotides long. RefSeq lists its product as uncharacterized. Gene Ontology annotation, molecular function: ubiquitin-protein transferase activity; protein binding. Gene Ontology annotation, cellular component: nucleus. The record is from RefSeq and is a predicted model, not a curated record. Lineage: Eukaryota; Metazoa; Hemichordata; Enteropneusta; Harrimaniidae. Gene Ontology annotation, biological process: interstrand cross-link repair; protein ubiquitination.